This is a messenger RNA of Nyctereutes procyonoides (raccoon dog), 1437 nucleotides long. RefSeq names its product popeye domain containing 3 (gene POPDC3). The transcript is spliced from 4 exons. NCBI's taxonomy places the organism in Eukaryota, Metazoa, Chordata, Mammalia, Carnivora, Canidae. Bases 381 to 1256 code for a protein of 291 amino acids. Gene Ontology annotation, cellular component: sarcolemma. The record is from RefSeq and is a predicted model, not a curated record. Gene Ontology annotation, molecular function: cAMP binding.
GGGCGGGUGCGCGGCGAGGAGCGCGCGAGCCGGGCGCGGGGGUUGCGGCGCCUCCCAGCCCCGCCGGGCGGUGGGCUGGAAACUUCGGCGGGCGGACACCCGAGCUCUGCGCCGGCCCGGGAAGGCAGGAAACCACAAAAUAUUUGUGGACUAGAUCUCAACCAGCAGCCCAAAUGAACUUAAAGAAGCUAGCAUGGGAUGUUUAGCUUUUCAAGAUCCAUACACACAAAACCCUUAAUCGCUACGACGCCAGCAUCUAGGCCUUCUCUGGUUUUAUAAAGACAUGGCCAGACGCUGAUGAUGGAAAAGCAAAGGACUUAAUUACUUGCUUCAGGAUCCUCUCGUGUCAACUGAAAAGUGAGCCAGACAGGAGCACAGCCAUGGAAAGAAAUUCAAGUUUAUGGAAGAACCUAAUCGAUGAACACCCAGUCUGCACCACCUGGAAGCAAGAGGCCGAAGGAGCCAUUUACCAUCUUGCCAGUAUUUUAUUUGUAGUAGGUUUCAUGGGUGGCAGUGGCUUCUUCGGGCUCCUUUACGUCUUCAGUUUGCUGGGGUUGGGUUUUCUCUGCUCUGCUGUCUGGGCUUGGGUAGAUGUCUGUGCAGCCGACAUAUUUUCCUGGAAUUUUGUCCUGUUUGUCAUCUGCUUCAUGCAAUUUGUUCACAUUGCGUAUCAAGUUCGCAGCAUCACUUUUUCUCGAGAAUUCCAGCUACUGUACAGCUCCCUUUUUCAGCCGCUGGGGACCUCUUUGCCCGUCUUCAGAACAAUUGCUCUGAGCUCUGAAGUGGUUACUUUGGAGAAGGAACACUGUUAUGCCAUGCAGGGGAAAACCUCCAUUGAUAAACUCUCCCUGCUUGUUUCGGGAAGGAUCAGAGUGACAGUUGACGGCGAAUUUCUGCAUUACAUUUUCCCCUUCCAGUUCCUGGAUUCUCCUGAAUGGGACUCCCUGAGACCCACGGAGGAGGGCAUUUUUCAGGUAACCCUCACAGCAGAAACUGAUUGUCGAUAUGUGUCUUGGAGGAGAAAGAAAUUAUAUUUGCUCUUCGCCCAACAUCGUUACAUCUCCCGCCUUUUCUCAGUUUUAAUUGGCAGUGACAUUGCAGAUAAACUCUAUGCCUUGAAUGACAGGGUAUAUACAGGAAAAACAUACCACUAUGAUAUUCGGUUACCCAACUUCUAUCAAAUGUCAAGUCCAAAAAUACCCAAGUCACCCCUGACCGAACAUUUCCGGAAUUCCAGACGGUACUGUGAUAAAUGACAUCAAAGUCUGAAGUUUUAUAAUUAUAAAAAAGACUGUCUUCAUCAUUCCCCAAAGGAAAUGCAGAAAAUUGUGCUCACUAGUAUUUUUAUAAAUCAAACUCAGAGACAAGAUGCCACCGCCAGCUGUUUUAUUCAUCUCAACUUCUGCGUUGUGAAUAAAGUUUACAAAUUUCUCUGUA